This is a messenger RNA of Phodopus roborovskii (desert hamster), 2226 nucleotides long. It is a transcript of the gene Entpd4, whose product is annotated as ectonucleoside triphosphate diphosphohydrolase 4. Gene Ontology annotation, cellular component: membrane. Gene Ontology annotation, molecular function: nucleoside diphosphate phosphatase activity. The transcript has 13 exons. The coding region runs from base 248 to 2089 and encodes 613 amino acids. NCBI's taxonomy places the organism in Eukaryota, Metazoa, Chordata, Mammalia, Rodentia, Cricetidae. The record is from RefSeq and is a predicted model, not a curated record. Gene Ontology annotation, biological process: nucleoside diphosphate catabolic process.
CGUGUGCGCGCCGGCGCGGGCUGUGACGUGACGUUGGCGGGCGCGCGCAGCGUGCCUCCCGGAAAGGAGCGGAAUCUCCAGGAAGCUGGUGGCCGGGAUGCGGUGCGCUCGUGGCCACCCGCCCCCCCGGAGCCGCGGCCCGCCCAGCAGGGGGGCCCUGGCUCCAUGAAGACCCUAGCUCCGAUAUUGUCCUUGUGGAUGACAAGAGCUGACUCCCACAACAUUGCCUGGUCCUCAGCCUUCCAGUAUGGGGAGGAUUGGCAUUUCCUGUCUCUUUCCUGCUUCUUGGCACUUUAGCAUCUCUCCAGUGGGCUGUCCUCGAAUUCUGAAUACCAGUUUGCGCCAGAUCAUCGUCAUUAGCAUCCUGGCCGCAGCUGUCUCCCUCUUAUACUUUUCUGUUGUCAUAAUACGCAGCAAGUAUGGGUGGCUGUCGAGGGACAAGAAAUUCCAAAGGUACUUGGCCCGAGUCACGGACGUUGAGGCUACAGACACCAACAACCCUAACGUGAACUAUGGCAUCGUGGUGGACUGUGGCAGUAGUGGGUCUCGGAUAUUUGUCUAUUGCUGGCCUCGGCACAAUGGCAAUCCUCAUGAUCUGCUGGACAUCAGACAGAUGAGGGACAAAAACCGAAAGCCGGUGGUGAUGAAAAUUAAACCCGGCAUCUCAGAGUUUGCUACCUCUCCAGAAAAAGUCAGCGAUUACAUUUCUCCACUUCUGAACUUUGCUGCAGAACAUGUACCACGAGCAAAACACAAAGAGACACCUCUCUACAUUCUCUGCACGGCUGGAAUGAGAGUUCUUCCUGAAAGCCAGCAGAAAGCCAUCCUGGAGGACCUCUUGACCGACAUCCCCGUGCACUUUGACUUCCUGUUUUCUGACUCCCAUGCUGAAGUCAUCUCAGGAAAACAAGAAGGUGUGUAUGCUUGGAUCGGCAUUAAUUUUGUCCUUGGACGGUUUGAGCAUAUUGAAGAAGAUGAUGAGGCGGUUGUGGAAGUCAACAUCCCCGGUAGUGAGAGCAGUGAGGCCAUCGUCCGGAAAAGGACAGCCGGUAUUCUUGACAUGGGAGGCGUGUCCACUCAGAUAGCGUACGAAGUCCCCAAAACUGUAAGCUUUGCCUCCUCACAGCAGGAGGAAGUAGCUAAAAACUUGUUAGCUGAAUUCAACCUGGGGUGUGAUGUUCAUCAGACUGAGCAUGUGUACCGCGUCUAUGUGGCCACAUUUCUCGGGUUUGGUGGUAAUGCUGCUCGGCAGAGAUAUGAAGACAGACUAUUCGCCAGCACGGUUCAGAAAAACAGGCUCCUGGGUAAACAGACUGGCCUGACUCCCGAUGCUCCGUUCCUGGACCCCUGCUUGCCUCUGGACCUUAAAGAUGAGAUCCAGCAAAAUGGAAAGACCCUGUACCUUCGGGGGACAGGAGACUUUGACCUGUGUCGAGAGACCCUCCAGCCUUUCAUGAACAAAACCAAUGAGACACAUACUUCCCUCAAUGGAGUCUACCAGCCCCCAAUCCACUUCCAGAAUAGUGAAUUCUAUGGUUUCUCUGAAUUCUACUAUUGCACCGAGGAUGUCUUGCGAAUGGGGGGAGACUACAAUGCUGCUAAAUUUGCUAAAGCUGCCAAGGAUUACUGUGCCACAAAGUGGUCGAUCUUGCGGGAGCGCUUUGACCGAGGACUGUAUGCCUCUCAUGCCGACCUCCAUCGGCUUAAAUAUCAGUGUUUCAAAUCAGCCUGGAUGUUUGAGGUGUUCCACACGGGCUUCUCCUUUCCUGUCACAUACAAAAACCUGAAGACAGCCUUGCAGGUGUAUGAUAAGGAAGUGCAGUGGACGCUGGGUGCCAUCCUUUACAGGACCCGCUUUUUGCCCUUGAGGGACAUCCGGCAGGAGGUGUUCCGGGCCGGCCAUGGCCACUGGCGGGGUGUGUCCUUUGUCUACAACCACUAUCUGUUCUCUGGCUGCUUCUUGGUCGUCCUGCUGUCCAUCCUGCUCUACCUGCUUCGGCUGCGGCGCAUCCAUCACAGGGCACCCCGAACUGGUUCUCUGUGGAUAGAGGAAGGGCUACCCUCCCAGAAGGGCCCUGGCCCCUUGUGACACUGUGUCAGCCUAAGGAGGACUCUACAGGAAAAGCCAUUUUCACCUCAGGGUUUCUCUGUAUGCUCAGACGGUUUUGUGAUCCCUUUGCUUUCUGUUAAAACGGAACCCAAUGAUUACAAACCCUACUGUCUAGA